This is a messenger RNA of Sphaerodactylus townsendi, 2938 nucleotides long. It is a transcript of the gene CNOT7, whose product is annotated as CCR4-NOT transcription complex subunit 7. The transcript has 7 exons. Lineage: Eukaryota; Metazoa; Chordata; Lepidosauria; Squamata; Sphaerodactylidae. Gene Ontology annotation, cellular component: CCR4-NOT complex; CCR4-NOT core complex; P-body. The coding region runs from base 436 to 1293 and encodes 285 amino acids. Gene Ontology annotation, molecular function: poly(A)-specific ribonuclease activity; nucleic acid binding. The record is from RefSeq and is a predicted model, not a curated record.
UGCAACUUGGAAGAAAAGAGGGAGGAUGGGGCGAGGCUUACUGUGAUCUUGAGGGGAUGUCUCUAUUAAGGGUCCCCUUUAUGCACUUGGGCGCAUGACAGCUUACAGCACAAUAAAUGGUUGAAAGGUGUUCAGGCUCUUGGUCCUUAUUGCACAAGAUGAAAAUGACUGCUACUUUGGAAUUCUGCAAACCAGGUUAUUGUGACUCUUGACACUGACAGUAACUUCAGCUGGCUUUUUACCACUGUAGUUGAGUGAUAAGCUAUUCAAGGGCCUUAUUUAUAGCUUGUGCCCCAGCCUUCAGUAGGUUGACCAUGGACAUCCACUGCACUAUUCAAAAAUCUGGCUUUUGGUACAUAACUAAAACCUGUUUUAUGAGACGGGCUCUUUGUCAAGUAUACCUUAUUGAUGCCUGGUAUUUGAAACCUCCCAAGUAUGCCAGCAGCUACGGUAGAUCACAGCCAAAGAAUUUGUGAAGUUUGGGCUUGUAACCUGGAUGAAGAAAUGAAGAAAAUCCGCCAAGUUAUACGGAAGUUUAACUACGUUGCUAUGGAUACAGAAUUUCCAGGAGUAGUUGCAAGGCCUAUUGGCGAAUUCAGAAGCAACGCAGACUAUCAGUACCAACUACUCCGCUGUAACGUGGACUUACUAAAGAUAAUUCAGCUAGGAUUGACAUUUAUGAAUGAGCAAGGCGAAUAUCCUCCAGGAACUUCAACAUGGCAAUUUAAUUUUAAAUUUAAUUUAACAGAGGACAUGUAUGCCCAAGACUCUAUAGAACUGCUAACAACAUCUGGAAUCCAGUUCAAAAAACAUGAGGAAGAAGGAAUCGAAACACAGUACUUUGCUGAACUUCUAAUGACGUCGGGUGUAGUACUGUGUGAAGGUGUCAAGUGGCUUUCAUUUCAUAGUGGCUAUGAUUUCGGCUAUCUAAUCAAGAUCCUGACGAAUUCCAAUUUACCUGAAGAGGAGAUGGACUUCUUUGAGAUACUGAGAUUGUUUUUCCCUGUCAUUUAUGAUGUGAAGUACCUUAUGAAGAGUUGCAAAAAUCUCAAGGGUGGAUUGCAAGAAGUAGCUGAACAAUUAGAGUUGGAGAGGAUAGGACCACAGCAUCAGGCAGGGUCUGACUCUCUACUAACAGGCAUGGCUUUCUUCAAAAUGAGAGAGAUGUUCUUUGAAGAUCACAUUGACGAUGCCAAGUACUGCGGUCACUUGUACGGUCUCGGUUCCGCUUCAUCUUAUGUACAGAACGGGACGGGCAAUGCAUAUGAAGAAGAAGCCAGCAAGCAAUCAUGACACAAAAUGAGAAUCCACCUUUUUGGAGCACCACGUGCUUGUACAUAGGUUUUAUCUCUGGUUGAAUCCCUUGGACAAUAAGGCAUUCUUUUUCCCUCUCUUUCUCAGCCCGCUGCCCUUUUUUUCUGCCUUUAUUUACCAAAAUCGAACUGUUCCUAUCCCAGUUUUUGACCUUGAUGCACAGGCAUUUCUGGGUUUACAUGUGACCUUGUGCCUUGCCCAGUUGUACACAAGCACGCGUAGGAACAGCGUGGCAGACUGAAGAUGAAAGCUAAAAUGAUAAUGAAAGUUCUGAUAAACUUUAAUUGGUCUUAGCAUUGGUUUAUUAUCUUCCCUGUCCUUUCUCCCAAAACUGAACUAGCACCAAUUGUGACCGAAACCCUUUUUGAUGUUUAUCCCUUCCCAGCAUACAGGAGUUUUAGCUAUUCGAGAUUGUGGACCAUCACAUUUGCACUUUAGAAGAGUGACUCCGAGUCGAAUCCUCUGGUUUUUCUACCCUGACCUCGAGAAAAGCAUUCAUCUGCCGACUUUUAGUAACUUCUUGUUGUUUCCCCGUCAUUGAACUUAUUGAACCGAAACACACCUGCUGCGUAAAUCAUUGUUGAGAAUACUGAAAUAUUAGCAGCUGCUCUUGUAUUUAAACUGGUGUUUGUCUUCCAAGUGUAAACACACACUGUUAAGUGGUUUGCCAGUUUAAUACCCUCUGUGAUGGAAGAACUAGGUUCUGGUGAGGGGACACCUCUCCUGUGUACACUCUGUGGAGUUGAUCCAGUACUAUGCAAGAACCCAGUUCUGUUCCUGUGUGGCUCCUUUUCAUUUUGGGGAGGGGAGUGUAUGCAAGAGAAAUCCCUUAUGGGUUUUUCCCCUCUGUCUGCAAACCGGAUUUACAACCACCAAGAAAGACUCUCUGUCUUUUAGUUUUAUGCCUUUGAGCUUAAAAACGAGAGAAACUGCAGUUUGUUUGACUGCACACCGACAUAUUCCGCACCCAUUUCCUUGCUCCUGUUCCAGCAAGCAAUGCCCAUAACAUGCUUUCUAUUUAUUGUGUACUUGAACGAAUGGGGGGACACAGAGUUAAUUAAGGAUGAGAUCCAAAGAUCUGAAAACCAACUUGAUAUUUAGCUAAAUCAAGAGGGGGAAAAAAACACAUUUUGUUCUUACUGUGGCUGCCACAAAAGCAUUUGUUGUAAAACAACAAAUCUAUUUGUACCUAAUAAAGUGACCUGAGGAGCGUAAGGCUAGCUUAUUUUUUUAAGUCUAUUUUAGAAAUGCAUUGUUUUUAUUAAAGGACUUUCUUAACCCUUUAGAGAAUGCACACAACAGAGCAGCGGUGCAGGAAGGCUUUAAUGUGGCACUGAAUAGCUAAACCCUAUCCUGAAAUGAUGGUGUGCCUCUGGGCAGCCUUGGGCUCGCUCAUCUACACUGAAAACCCAGAUUUCAGAAAUGUUCCGCAAGUUGAUUGUCUACCAUGUACUUUAACCUGCUUUUCUUUUUUUCCCCCCCUCCCCAUUAAGUUACAACGAUGUAACUGGGUGGUCCUUUUUUUACAAAAAAGAAAAUGAUAAAACAAAAGAAAUUUGCAUAAGAGGGAAUUUGUUUUUAAAGCUUUUGUAAAUAAAGGCUUCAGAAAUCUUUUCUUAACAUA